Molecule: messenger RNA, 288 nt
Organism: Penicillium hordei
Lineage: Eukaryota; Fungi; Ascomycota; Eurotiomycetes; Eurotiales; Aspergillaceae
Exons: 1
Coding region: 1-288 (95 amino acids)
Source: RefSeq, a predicted model, not a curated record
AUGCUUCUUUGCGCCUGGGCAUCUGCACAUCUAGAGAAAGAACCUCAAGUUCGAACGGUUCUCUUCGCGACUGGGACUCUGUUCUCAUACUUGUUUAGUGCAUUCCUACCCAUUGCCGCAUAUCCCGCUGCGCAGGCACCCCAUUGGCAUAUUGGCGCAAAGCUCUAUCUUGGUCUAUCCGUCUUCGCUUCCGUGCUUUUUGUUAGUAUCUUCUUUAUCCUCAAAUGGCAAGCGAAGCGCGACAAGAGAAAGGAGAGGGCUGAGCACGAUGAUUCGUCCGACCUUUGA